GAACGUUGGUGACUGUUUCGGUUGUCAAUCAAAGUGGCGGGGAGGCUUCAUUUCUUCUCCCCCCUGUGGCUAAAGUCAUCAUUGCAUGCGAGUCGGCGACCGGGCCAGGCAAGGUUAGUUAUUAACUUCGCCUUUCCAACCACUUGUGGGGAACCAAGGGCCGGGUAGUCGCCGUGUCGAGGCAUGCUGCCGCCCGGCGCUCGCAUCUUACCAUGGCUGACCGCGACCAUUGCCCACCGGAGAGCGCGUUAGUCGCCCCCGAUCACGUCACGGUCGUGUUCCACAAAGUUGCCAGUCAUGGCGAAAAUAGCGGCAGCGACGGCGGCCGCUGGUGCGGGGACAGCGAGCCGUCGAAGGAGGGGACUCACUCGCGAGCGUGGCGGUACCUCGACGGCGAUGCUGAGGAGGACGCGGCCGCUUGCAAGUUACCGGAGGGCGGCGAGAGGGAGACGCUGUGCCCGCCGCCGGUGUCGCGCGUCACCAGGAAGCCGGCAUCCACCGACCAGAGCGCCAGCCAAGGGAAGCAAAAGCGGUGUCCGGGCCUCGGGUUGUUCUACGCCUUUGUGUCCACCGUCUUCUUUUCCAUCAUCUCGCUCUUGGUGAAGACCAUCCAGGGAGUGCACGCUAUCGAGAUCAGCGGCAUCCGCUGCUUCUUCCAGAUGCUCUUCAUAGUGCCCUUACUCAUUUACCACAAGACAGGCUUCCUGGGUCCCCGGGACAAACGUCCAUAUCUAAUGCUGCGGGGCUUCCUGGGCUCCAACGCCAUGAUCCUGCUCUUCUACGCUGUGCAGCAGAUGCCGCUGGCUGAUGCCACCGUCAUCAUGUUCAGUAAUCCAGUCUUCACCUCGCUGCUGGCCUGGGUCUUCCUGAAGGAAAAGUGUACAAUGUGGGACUGCGUGUUCACCGUCUUCACCUUGACCGGGGUCAUCCUCAUCGCCCGGCCGCCGUUUCUCUUUGGUCAACAUAUCCAAGGCAUUGAGGGAAACUACACAAACCACAUCAAGGGGACCAUCGCUGCUUUUGCGGGAGCGAUUGGGGCCGCAUGUACCAUGGUUGUCCUGCGUAAGAUCGGGAAGAGCGUCCACUACUACCUCUCGGUGUGGUAUUAUGCCGUCAUUGGCUUCAUCGAGUGCGUCAUCACCGUCAGCAUCCUCGGGGAGUGGAAAAUCCCCUCGUGCGGCCAAGACCGCUGGAUGCUGAUGCUGAUCGCCGUCCUGGGCAUCGCAGGCCAAAGCUUCCUGACCAAAGCCCUCCAGCUGGAGAAGGCCGGCCCCGUGGCCCUGACCAGGACGGUGGACGUGGUGCUGGCCUUCUUCUUCCAGUUCGUUUUCUUGGGCCGCGCGCCCAGCUGGUGGAGCCUCGGUGGGGCUCUGUGCAUCGUGUUGAGCACCAGCGGCGUCGCCUUGCGCAAGUGGUACAUCAACUCACGCAAGAGCUGAAAGCAAGUAGUCUCGCUUGCAUUGCUAUUUAUUGUUUUCACUUUCCCUCGCUACUCUUCGUCUUGAUUUCUUCUGUACCCUAUUUGUCAUGAACAUCAAACCGCAUUGAACCAAAAGCCUCCAAAGUCGAGUCUAACCACAUAAAAAUUCAAACCCAGACCCGUUAAAAAAAAAAAAAAGACUUCAAAGGCGACACAUCACACUUUGGGCUCAUAACUGAUGUGGUCACGGUCUGCACGGUAUCGGAGAAUUUCGUACCUCGGUAUCGGCGCAUGCCUAAUUUCAACUAACCAUUCAGAAACGUGGCUAACUUGAAAUAGGGAAGCUUCGAGCUGCUCAGCGCAACGCAUUGGCUUGAACAUGAAAACAGAAAUCCAAAUGAAACGUCAUUCAGAACAUUGCCAAACUUUAAGAGGGCAACGGUUACGAGCCCAGAUUGAAUGUUUUUCAAAAGAAAACGGUAGAGGUCAAACCGUCACUGAUUUGGAUUGUGUUGAACUUUGGUGCUUGCACGAGACCUCGUCACAGGAAGUUGUCAUUUUCUUGACCUUUCAAAUGAAGCGGAACGAUCUGUACUACAGUGAAGACCGCCGCUGCUGCCUUGGGUCCUGUGGAGUGAAACGUGUAUUUACACUUAAUUUUCUCUGUUCUUUAUGUGCAAUGCAAAAAAAAAAAAAAAAACUGAAAAUCUGAGUACCACCGCAGUGAAACUGUUUGAUUAAAGACAGCCUAAGCUCGUCGCCACGCCGUCGAGCCUAAAUGAAGUCACUAAAGCCAGCAUUAGGACCGUUCACACUGUGACCCCUCCCUAAAAAAAAAAAAAAAAAAUCUAUGGUGGGUUGCCAUCAUCUAAUAGAUGAUCAAACAUGUUUGAAAAGACUGUUUAAUACAACAGAUGUGCACUCCCAUUUUGUUUCAAUCACUUCAAUUCCGCACAAUUAAAAGAAAAAAAAUUCCAAGCAAGUAUGGACAUUUUUGUAACAUUUCUCGGUUUAAGUGAAGUAGGAUUCUCAGGGAUCGCUUUCGUGAACUACUGCAGGAAUUGAUUUGCUCUCUCAAAAGAUGAUAUCACGUUACUGACGAUACACUGUAAGUCGAUACCGAAACGAAACCUGUGCCUUGACUGGGAGUAAAAGGCAUUGGGACACUUCGCAAGCAAGGAGUCUCCCCCAAAUGUCGAAUGAUGCGUUCCGAUACUUGCACUGAAGGGUUGUACAAACCCACAUUUGGAAGAAUUGUUGUUGACUGAAAUGCUGUGAUCGCUCAACGCGCUAAAAGCGACGAGUGGUGCCUUGAGACAAUGAGCUUAACACGUUUCAUCUUUCGCCGUUUAACUUUGUGCGUUAGCAUCAAGCUGGCGGACUUGAGCGAGGCGAAAUUUGACAGUGCGACCGGGAGUGGCGUUCAAAAGCUUGAAGCCUCCCUCUUUUUGGUGGGCGAGGAGUUGUUCGCUAUCUGCCCGAACGGUGCUUGCUGUGAGUCAAGUUCAGGUCACCGCCGCGAUACAAAGGUUUGAAGGACGGCCGGUAUCUCAAGGCACCGCUUUGCUACUGCGAAAACGAGCAUUGUUCGAUGUCAAAGCAGAGUCUUCAGACCUAUUCACGUGUCACUUGGAUGACAGCUGCUGUACUGUACGCUUUUGUUCUCGUCUCUUCAAGUUCAACUUGAGCGCGCUCGCUAACCUGACAUGAAUAUUUCGACGUCCUCGUGAAACCUGGGCGUCACGCGAACUUCGGCAAAGUCGACGUGAC
Messenger RNA from Hippocampus comes (tiger tail seahorse), 3190 nucleotides. It is a transcript of the gene slc35g1, whose product is annotated as solute carrier family 35 member G1. Gene Ontology annotation, biological process: calcium ion export across plasma membrane; regulation of cytosolic calcium ion concentration. Gene Ontology annotation, cellular component: endoplasmic reticulum membrane; plasma membrane. The record is from RefSeq and is a predicted model, not a curated record. Lineage: Eukaryota; Metazoa; Chordata; Actinopteri; Syngnathiformes; Syngnathidae. The transcript is spliced from 5 exons. Bases 213 to 1439 code for a protein of 408 amino acids.